This is a messenger RNA of Microtus oregoni (creeping vole), 999 nucleotides long. Its product is annotated as zinc finger protein 239-like. Lineage: Eukaryota; Metazoa; Chordata; Mammalia; Rodentia; Cricetidae. Gene Ontology annotation, biological process: regulation of transcription by RNA polymerase II. Gene Ontology annotation, cellular component: nucleus. Gene Ontology annotation, molecular function: RNA polymerase II cis-regulatory region sequence-specific DNA binding; DNA-binding transcription activator activity, RNA polymerase II-specific. The record is from RefSeq and is a predicted model, not a curated record.
AUGCCACAGUGCUCUUGUGAAGAACUUGCCACACGUGAAAAGCAUGUGUGUGGAGAAGAAAGUAUUGGCCGUUCAUCUCUAGGUGUGCCCCUGAACCAUCAGGAAGGACAGAAACCUCAUGAAGACCAGGACUAUGGACAGAAGUUGUAUAAACAUAAGGGAUUUGAAGGCAGCUCCAGUUCUCCUCUGUCCCUUCAGACAAAUAAAAGUGCUCACACUGGAGGGAAACCUUCUAAAAAUAAGGAGUGCAAAGAAGACCUUCUUUGUCUCCGAUCUGGUCAAAGGAAUGACGGUCGUGCCCAUGCAAAGAAGUCUCACGUAUGUAAACAGUGUGGGAAAUGCUUUUCAUAUCUCGAUUUCUUAAAAACACAUGAAAAGAUUCGUUGUGGUAAAAAUACCCAUGUAUGUGAACUGUGUGGGAAAGGCUUCGUUAGACACACAAGAAUUCACACUGGAGAGAAACCGUAUGUAUGUAAGCAAUGUGUGAAAGCCUUCAUUACUUCUAGUAACCUUCAAGUACAUGAAUGAACUCACACUGGGGGGAAAACCUAUGUAUGUAAGGAUUGUGGGGAUGCCUUCAGGCUUUUGAUUCAGUUGCAAAAGCAUGAAGUAAUUCACAGUGGCGUGAAUCCCUUUCUUUGCAAGCAAUGUGGGAAAAGCUUUACUUGUUCCGGCUCCCUAAAAACACAUGAAAGAAUUCACACUGGUGAGAAGCCCUAUGUGUGUGAUCACUGUGGGAAAACCUUUGCUUGUUCUAGUACCCUUAAAACACAUAUUCAUACAGGAGAGAGACCGUAUGUAUGCAAGCAAUGUGGGAAAACCUUUCGUUAUUCUUUUUAUAUUCAAAGACAUGAACAAACCCACAGCAACAAGAGACCCUAUGAGUGUAAGAAGUGUGCGAAAGGAUUUAUAUCUUCUAAUCAGCUGGAAAUACACGGAAGAACUCACACUGGAGAGAGAGACCUUAUGUAUGUAAGAAGUGUGAGAAGGGCUUCUUAA